UGGUCCCGGAGGCCCAACCUCCCCCCCCCCCCUUUAAUACAGCAUGGCAGUGGGAUUAAAAGAGAAAGUACCCCAGGGGGGUACCAAAACCCCUGGUUUUGGAGAAUCCCCCUCCGCGCGCUUACGCCUGAACUCUCGCUUGGAGUCUGGGGGUAUGCGCGCGGGCCGCCCUGCGUAUUCUGGGGGGGGCAACAUUCCGCUCGCUCGCUGUAGAGGCCGGGGCAAACGAGGCCAGGCACUUCCACCCCCUGCCACCCACGCAGUGGACCUCUGCAAUAUCAGGGGACUCCAUUCCAACUUGGAGGCCGUUCAUUACCAUCUCCGGACGGCCAAGCCGGCCUUGCUUUUUCUUACCGAGACACAGAUAUCCUCUCCGGCGGACACAUCGUACUUAUCCUGCCCCGGAUACAAACUGGAACACUCCUUUUUGCCCCGGGCUGGGGUUUGCGUGUACGUCAGAGAGGAUGUCUGUUCUCGUCGCCUCAGCCUUCUUGAAGGUAGGGACCUAUCUCUUUUGUGGCUGCGCGUAGAUGGCGAUGUCCAUCCGCGGGUCUACGCGUGCCUUUAUAGGUCCCAUAGCGGUAAUGCCGAAACAGACCGACUCAUGGAGCAAGUCCAAACGGCUACAGAUUCCGUUCUGGCACAGAUCCCCUCCGCUGAAAUCGUGGUACUUGGCGACUUCAACGCCCACCAUGCCGAUUGGCUUGGCUCUCGUACCACCGACCAUGCGGGGAGAUCUGUCCACGACUUUGCCUUGUCUUAUGAUCUGACGCAGCUGGUCGCCGCGCCCACGCGAAUUUCUGAUGUGGCAGAUCAUACGCCUUCCCUGUUGGACCUUCUGCUGACCUCUCAUCCGGACAGCUAUCAGGUUUCUGUCGACGCCCCCUUGGGCUCGUCGGACCACUGCCUGAUCCGGACCUCAGUGCCUAUCUCGGUUUGCCCACGGUUUAAACCGAUUGGCUUUCGCCGAGUGUGGCACUACAGGUCAGCAGACUGGGAUGAGAUGCGGUCCUUUUUUGCAUCCUACCCAUGGGAGCGAGUUUGCUUCAGUCUGGAUGAUCCCGACGCUGUUGCCGACUCUGUCGCCGAUGUGGUGCUUCAGGGGAUGGAUCUUUUUAUUCCGUCUUCUGUUGUGCCCAUCGGGGGCAGUUCUCGGCCCUGGUUUGGUAGGUCCUGCAAAUUAGCCGCGCGCUACAAGCAGGAUUGUUAUCGAGCCUGGGCUGAGGCGUCAGCAGCUAGGGAUGUAAAUACCAGCCAGCUUAAAAAGAAGUAUAACUCUGCCUCCAGGUCCUUCAAAAGAGUGAUUGCCAAGGCAAAGUCAGAACACGUGGCCAGCAUUGGUGAGAGGCUAGUGCACCUUCCUUCGGGAACUCGCGCGUUCUGGUCUCUUGCCAAGGCUGUCCAAGGGAACUUCUGUAAGCCGUCCCUACCAUCUUUGCGCAGGGGGGACGACUCGAUGGCCCACACCGCAAAAGAGAAAGCCGAUCUCCUGGGCUCUCUUUUUGCGGCCAACUCGACUCUGGAUGACAAAGGUAACUCGCCGCCGAUAGUCCCACGCGGCGAGACCUCCAUGUCCGAAAGUGACCUGAAGUGUUCCGGUAGUCGUCUAAGCAAACAAGUACUGAGUAAUCUCGGCUGGAUGCGUCGCCUCGUCGAGUGCCAUCAAUAUUUGCCAGAACAGGACACCGUAAAGAUGUUUCCGGUCCACAAACAGUUCGCGCUCGGGUUACGGCUCCCACCUUCGUCAAUAUUUGCACAUGAUGCGAUGCGCCUCACCGACCGCUCCGACCGCCCCGCCUCCCACUGCCGCGCCAAUCCAAGCCUGGACACUUCACUCGACAUCGUAUUUGGAUUACCUUCAUGUGUAUCAGUAUUAAGCAUUGUUGUAGCAUGUAAGCUGCAAAAAGAGCACACACUGCAGCAGAAAGCCGCGGGCGACGAGUUCCACAAAACAUGA
Molecule: messenger RNA, 1957 nt
Organism: Papilio xuthus (Asian swallowtail)
Lineage: Eukaryota; Metazoa; Arthropoda; Insecta; Lepidoptera; Papilionidae
Exons: 4
Coding region: 44-1957 (637 amino acids)
Biological process (GO): cell adhesion involved in heart morphogenesis; larval heart development
Cellular component (GO): extracellular matrix
Molecular function (GO): catalytic activity
Source: RefSeq, a predicted model, not a curated record